UACAUUUUUUUAAAAAUACGACAAAUGCGGGUAAUAUUUAUUUAAUAAAGGAGGAAACAAAACACAGAAGGAACAUGAAUUUAACGCAAGGCACCACCCAAAUGCGAUUGUACUACUAAAAAAUGUUUCGAAGUCGAAGUUGGUUUGGAGGAGGGCUUUGGAAGCCCAAAAAUCCGCAUUCGUUAGAGCAUCUUAAGUACUUAUACAAUGUUCUGUCAAAAAAUCAAACUGUGUCUGAAAAUAAUAGAGGUUUAUUGGUAGAAACACUUCGUUCUAUAGCUGAAAUUUUAAUAUGGGGUGACCAAAAUGAUAGCAGUGUAUUUGAUUUCUUUUUGGAGAAAAACAUGCUUUCAUUUUUUCUACGUAUAAUGAAACAAAAAUGUGGAAGCUAUGUAUGUGUUCAAUUAUUGCAGACCUUAAAUAUAUUGUUUGAAAAUAUACGCAAUGAAACAUCUUUAUAUUACUUACUUAGUAAUAAUCAUGUAAACAGUAUAAUAGUGCACAAAUUUGACUUCAGCGAUGAAGAGGUGAUGGCAUACUACAUCAGUUUUUUAAAGACUUUAAGCUUGAAGUUAAAUGCACAUACCAUACAUUUCUUUUAUAAUGAGGUAAACGAGCACACCAAUGAUUUUCCAUUGUAUACGGAGGCAAUUAAAUUUUUUAAUCACUCUGAAGGAAUGGUUCGUAUAGCAGUGCGAACUUUAACUUUAAAUGUAUAUCGAGUAGAAGAUGCCUCUAUGCUAGCAUUUAUAAGAGACCGCACUGCUGCACCCUAUUUCAGCAAUCUUGUAUGGUUUAUUGGUAAUCACAUUAUAGAGCUUGACACUUGUGUUAGAAAUGAUGCUGAUCAUCAAAGCCAAAACAGAUUAUCAGAUUUAGUAGCAGAACACUUAGAUCAUUUACAUUAUUUAAAUGACAUUCUUUGUUUAAAUAUAUCUGACUUGAAUAAAGUGUUAUCAGAGCACCUGCUUCACAAAUUAUUAGUUCCAUUGUAUGUUUACUCACUUAUGAGACACAAAAACCUGCUGUGCCAAAAUCAGGAAGAAAGGAAAUAUGUGAGCAUUGUUGUAGCCCUAUUUUUACUUUCCCAAGUAUUCCUAAUAGUCCCUCAUGGUCCUCUUGUACAUACAUUAGCAGCAGUAAUACUGUUGUCAGAUUUAGAAACAAUACAAACAGGUGCAAGUAAAGUACUUGAAAUGUACGGUGAUAUUUCAUCAAAUAAACCAAUUGCUUUUUCACCACCAAAAGAAAGUUUAGAAAAGUCUCUUGAAAAUUUAAGUGAAUCCUUAACAGUAUCAGAUGAACUUUGUGAAGAAGAAAGUACUUUGGAAGAAAAAAAGGAUAAUACUGAGGAUGGAGAGAUGCAUCUGUACAUAUACCAGAACAAUCCCUUAACACCACAAACACAGAAAAAUGUAACUGAAUCAUUACCAAAUAAGCCAUUCUUAGAAACUAUCCUAAAUUCUUUAUUUUGCACAGAAAAUGAUUAUGCUACGUUAUUCGCGUUAUGUUUAUUGUAUGCCUUAGUUAACAAUCAGGGCAUCGAUAGCAAAACGUUGGAACCGAUUUUAUGCAGUUCACAAAAAUCAAGUUUUUAUAACGAAAUUUUAAUAGAUAGACUAAUUCAUAUUAUAACGUUAAGUUGUCAAACAAAUGCUAGAGUGAGACUUGUUACAUUGGAAUUGGCAAUUAAAUUAUUAGUACAAUUAGUAAUAUCAGAAGGACAAAUUAUGUUAAAAGAUUCACAUGUGGCAGCGAUCGAAGCGGCCAAAGAGCAGAGUACAUCCUUACUAAAGAAUUUUUAUAAGAGUGAAGACAUAUUCCUAGAUAUGUUUGAGGAUGAAUAUAGCGAAAUUCAAAAACGACCCUUGAAUGUUGAGUGGUUAAUGAUGGAUAGUAAUGUUUUAUUACCACCGACGGGAACCCCAAUGACGGGUAUCGAAUUUACUAAAAGACUACCAUGUGGAGAAGUUGAAAGAGCACGGCGAGCAAUAAGGGUAUUUUUUUUAAUAAGAGAUCUAUCAUUGAGUCUAAAUAUGGAGACAGAAACACAGUUGCCACUAACAAAUCCAGCCAACUGUAUUCAAGUCAACAAUGUUCUUGAUCUAAGUAAAAAUAAUAGCGAUUUAAUCGCAUGUACGGUUGUGUGGAAAGAUGGUCAAAAAAUUCGCCGUUUUUUAGUCAUCGAUGUUGUACAGUUAAUUCUUGUUGAACCUGAUACUAGCAAGCUAGGUUGGGGAGUAGCAAAAUUGGUGGGCUUUUUGCAGGAUAUCGAAGUAGCGGGUGAUAAAGAUGAUUCUAGAUGCCUGCACCUAACAAUUUAUAAACCAUUAAGUAGUAGCACCGGCAAUCGUGUUCCACUGUUAUCAACAAAAUUCAUUUUCGAUGAUCAUAUUAGAUGUAUGGCCGCGAAACAAAGGCUAACAAAAGGAAGGAUAAAAGCACGACAAAAGAAAAUGAAUCAAAUUGCAAGACUACUGGACAUUCCCACAAGUAUACCACACUCUGCGACACCACCGAAUUAUGCACUCCGGGGUUUUCGUCGUGAACGUGUAGGACGUGGCCAAAGACCAAAAGAUCAACAGCCGCGUCCAAUGUUUACGGUAAACAAAGUUCCUGGAUUUGCGGCACAAAUGCGCAGAGAAAGCAUUGCUAGACCCACUGCCGGUCUUUCAUCGUCAACUCCAAAACGUGGAGAUAAUAUACCAAACGAAAAAGGUCACGAAAAUAGUUUACGGUCCCGUGAUAGUUCACCGAAGAUGCCAAGGCCACGAAGUGAAGAAAUUCCUUUAGAAGACAUGCGACUUCGAAAAGCAUCAUUAACUUCUAACGGACUUAGCAUAUCACACAUAUGUCAAGAAACGAAAGAUGGUCAAAUUUCUGCUUGUUCAACUAAUGGCGAAUCGUCAGCUGUGAUUAGAAAACAUUCUGAAGAAACGUCGUUUACCUGCCCACAAGAAGUGAAACCACCACGUAGAAAAGGUCAAGUGGAAACAGUAUGAUUCUGAAGACAGAUUUCUAAAAAAAAGUAGGUUAAAUGAAAAAUUUUCUAGAUAGCUUAGAGAAAACAAAGUGAAUGAAAGAGUGAAAAUGUAAAUUUGGAAUUAAGAAAAGAAACAUUUCAUUGAUGGAAUAAAGGGUUUUA
Habropoda laboriosa is the source of this 3145-nucleotide messenger RNA. RefSeq names its product protein CLEC16A (gene ema). The transcript has 16 exons. NCBI's taxonomy places the organism in Eukaryota, Metazoa, Arthropoda, Insecta, Hymenoptera, Apidae. Gene Ontology annotation, cellular component: late endosome; endolysosome membrane. Gene Ontology annotation, biological process: regulation of autophagosome maturation; endosome to lysosome transport; endosomal transport. The coding region runs from base 123 to 3002 and encodes 959 amino acids. The record is from RefSeq and is a predicted model, not a curated record.